CCCCUCGAUUUCCCAGCUCUGACAAUGUGCACAGACUGGAACGGGAAUGCCCAAAGGGAUUGGGCCGAUUUGACAAAGGAGCGCGGGACAGAAACAGGAAACGGCCUGCUUCCUCCAUCAGGAGCGGAGGAAUUUCAUCCAGUGACCACCAAACCCCAGGAACAGGCGCUGCCUCUCCGAGGACAGAUCACCAGCGGCAGCGAAGCCAAAAACUCCCCGACCUGCUCGCUCCAGGUGCCGUGGAGCAAAACUGGUGACCCCAGCACUAAGAGGGCCAGCCAGUGUCGAUAGACCACAAUGUCAGUGGGAAAUCCUGGAGUCAAGCACUUACCAUUGUAGCCAUGUGGAAGAAUCACCAGACAUCAAAGGGUUAAACCUAAAGGAGGACUGUUACAAAGUUAUCCAGUGUGGAAACAGAACCUUCAGCCUAAUUCGUCCAUGCCAACCAAGAUGCCCCAUCUAUGUUUAGUUUGGAGAUAGCACGGAAACAGGCCCUUCGGCCCACCGAGUCCAGGGGGACCAUCGAUCCUAGUACUAUCCUACAUACACUAGGGACAAUUUUACCAAUUUUACCAAUUAGCCUACAAUCCUGUACCUCUUUGUAGUGUGGGAGGAAACCGGAGCACCCGGAGAAAACCUCACGUCGGUCAUGGGGAGAACGUGCAAACUCCGUACAGACAGCACCAGCAGUUAGAAUUGAAAUCGGGUCCCUGGCUUUGUAAGGCAGCAACUCUACCACUGUGUUGCCCCACUAGCACGAUGCUAGUCCCAUUUGCUCAUGUUUGGCCCAUAUCUCUCUAAACCUUUCCCACCCGUGUCCAUGUUAUAGCCCCUGACUGAACACAUGCACCCACCUCCCUCUGAGUGACUGGGACCUUGAGGCCAAUGGGCAUUCGGGAGCUGAGGGAAAGGUUGGCUUCCAUCGCUCCGGUGACAUGGAGGGUCUUCCCACCUGGGCCUCAGGGGGUCUAGGACCCAACGGCACUGGGCCAGAGCAGUCGCCGGUGGAGACGGUCGCCAGGGCGUUCCUCUACCUGCUCGUCCUCGCCCUCGGGCUCCCGCUCAACGCUCUGGUGCUGGCGCUGAUCUUCCGCUCGCGCUCCCUGAGGAGCGUGGCCAACAUGUUCGUGGCGUCCCUGGCCACGGCCGACCUGCUCCUCCUCCUGCUGGGCCUCCCCUUCGUUGUCGCGGCGACGGUGGCCGGAGCCUGGCCGCUAGGCCCGACCGCCUGCCAGAUGACGGGUUUCCUCACCUUCUCCCUCAGGCUGGUGUCCAUCUUGUCCGUGGCGGGCAUCUCUGUGGACAGGUACUACCUGAUCGCCCGGCCCUUCAUACUCACGGUGACCAGGGCCGGAGCAAAGAGGACGUUGGCCUUCCUGUGGUGGACAGGUCUCCUGUGCGGACUGCCCCCACUUUUUGGCAUUGGCCUCUACAGGUUUUCCCCUUCCAAGGGUUUGUGUGACUACAGUUGGCCUGACGGAGGUUCAAGCCUGGCUUACGGCCUCCACAUCUUUAUCUGGGUCUACCUGACAUCUGUGGUGGUGGUGACCACCUCCUAUUACUUAAUAUACAGAGUGACGAGGCAACGUCUCCUGGCCAAGGCCCGACGUUCUCCCCACAGCUUAUCCUCUGACCACAAUGGUACCCUAAUACUCCAGGAGCCCAAGGCAUUCAGACACUCCAGCCUCCCUCGAAUGUGGUCAGGCCUCAUGUCAUCCAGUUCCAUCUUUAACCUGAGUGGGAUGGGGACGUUGGACGUGGCGAUGGAAACCAAGACGGCCAAGACCAUCCUUGGGGUAGUGGCCACCUUCCUGGUCACCUGGCUGCCGUACUUCGUCUCCAAUCUCCGUCGCCGCCAUGCGCUCUCCCAGGACGGCACGGGCAGGAUGCUGGACUUCCUCGCCACCUGGCUCACCUUCACCAACUGCGUGCUGGACCCGCUGCUCUACGCCUUUCUGAACCGCCAGAUCAGGCGCCGGGCCAGGGAGCUCCUGGGCCUGUGGUUCGGUCUCUUGGCCCAGCCAGUCUCCGGGGAGGUACCGAGGCGGACGGGCCGGGGUCCGACCCGGGACGUGAGCAGCUCCGACAUGGCAGGGAGCCCAACUCCCUUCUCCGUCACCCAAGAGCUCCAGCGAUCCACACCGUCUCCGUUCCCCCGGGACCCUCCGCCCCGCAGGCUCCCACUCGCUGCCCACUGAGGAGCCUGGCAACGGGGGCCUGGCAACUUCCCACGGCAACGGGGCCUAACCACGCUGCCCGGCAACGGGGCCUGGCGAAGGAGCUCGGCAACGGGGCCUACAACCCGGGACUCGAAUGGUCCUGCCUUCAGACUGGCCUUUAACCCUAGCAACGAUCGAUGACCCUGGCAACCGCUCGCGACCCGACCCCUGUGAUGGUGACUUUGGGCAACAGUUGGCGACCCCGGCAACAGUCGGUGACCCUGGCAACAGUCGGUGACCCUGGCAACAGUCGGUGACCCUGGCAACAGUCGGUGACCCUGGCAACAGUCGGUGACCCUGGCAACAGUCGGUGACCCUGGCAACAGUCGGUGACCCUGGCAACAGUCGGCGACCCUGGCAACAGUCGGCGACCCUGGCAACAGUCGGUGACCCUGGCAACAGAAAAUGACCCUUGGUGACGGAUGAGCCUGGCAACUGUCGGCGACCCCUGUGAUAGUAACCUUGGUAACGGUCGGGUGACCAUGGCAACAGCCGAUGACCUUGGUGACAGAUGACCCUGACAAUGGAGGCGACCCCUGUUCGGUGACUCUGGCCAUGGCUGGUGACCCCGGCAACAUGCAGUGACCCCUGCAGCGAUAGUGACCCGGUCAACAGACUGUACCUAGUAAUUAUUAUUGAUAGUCCUGUCCACAUAGUGUCAGUGGUCAACAACUCCAGCACCAUUCUGCAAUCCUCCAGCCACAGUCAGCCCCUUCAGGAGGAGGGCAGUAACCACUGGGGUCACACACUGACCACUGAUGACCACCCGGAGAAUGGUCAGUGAACCGGACAGUCCCGGUGAACGUCUCCCCAGCCCUGGGCAAUGACACUGGGGCAAUGGGCUAUGGAACUGGGCUAAUGGACAAGGGAGCUGGGUAAUGGGCAUUGGAACUGGGCAAUGGGCUAUGGAACUGGGCUGAUGGGCAUUGGAACUGGGCUAAUGAAUAUUGUAAACUGGGCAAUGACAUUGUGACUGGGGCAAUGGAUAUUGUGGCUGGGUCAAUGGGCACUGGAGCUGGGACGAUGGGCAUGGGCAGUGACUGGAGCAGUGAACAUGGCUCCAAUGGACAAUGCUGAGGAGUGGGCCUCUCGCUGGGAACAUCUAACGGGAAAAAGUAUUGAUGUUGCUUUGUCAUUGUCACUUGUACCAAGAUACAGUGCAUACGUGGUCUUUGCGCGCUUCCCUAUCAGGUCCUGUCACACUUGAGUACAAUCAAACCACACACAUGCGCACCAGGUUGUGCAAAGAGAAACAUACCAGAGUGCAGCAUAUGUGUUACAGUGUUUUAUAGUUACAGGUAUGGAAAAAGUGCAAGGGUAGCAGUGAGGUUGGUUGGAAGGUUGCGAGGAGACCUGUUAAGAAUAUGCAAUAAUGAGAGGCAUUUAUAGGGUAGACAGUCACAACCUUUUCCUCUGGAAGGAAAUAUCAAAUACUAGAGAGAAUAGCCCUAAGGCAAGGGGGGCAAGGUUCAGAGGAAUGGGCGGGGUAAGUAUUUUGACUCAGAGGGUGGUGGGUGCCUGGAAU
This is a messenger RNA of Leucoraja erinaceus (little skate), 3744 nucleotides long. Its product is annotated as octopamine receptor Oamb-like. Lineage: Eukaryota; Metazoa; Chordata; Chondrichthyes; Rajiformes; Rajidae. The record is from RefSeq and is a predicted model, not a curated record. Gene Ontology annotation, cellular component: membrane. Gene Ontology annotation, biological process: G protein-coupled receptor signaling pathway. The coding region runs from base 936 to 2198 and encodes 420 amino acids. The transcript is spliced from 3 exons. Gene Ontology annotation, molecular function: G protein-coupled receptor activity.